This is a messenger RNA of Amaranthus tricolor (Joseph's coat), 1821 nucleotides long. RefSeq lists its product as uncharacterized. The record is from RefSeq and is a predicted model, not a curated record. NCBI's taxonomy places the organism in Eukaryota, Viridiplantae, Streptophyta, Magnoliopsida, Caryophyllales, Amaranthaceae. Bases 712 to 1356 code for a protein of 214 amino acids. The transcript has 8 exons.
GGGCUAUUUUGACAGCAAUAUAUGCUCUUGUAACCAGUUUUGGAUUUGAUUCUUGAUGUUUAUAUGAAUGCAUGAGAGAAAAGCCACCAAAGGAUUAUCCGUGGAUACUUCAAACUGAUUGGGACAAAUUCAUCAAGUAUUGUACAUCCAAGGAGUUCAAGUGAGCGAAACUAAUAGAAAAAAGGCAAAUUUGAAGACAUCUGGCUAUUGAGGAGGGCGACUUGGGUAUCAACCAUUUGAGAAAGAGCUUGAAAAAGAGCUAGAUGAACAAGGGGUUCAUCUUGAUCAAGUUCCUAGGCAUUGGACUUGGAUAAGAGCUCUUUCUCAUGUGAAAGACGGAGUUAUUACCUUUAAGAAUCCAUCCGAUUUAGCAAUAGCUAAGGAAAUUCAAGCAUUGGAAGUUCAACAAAAUAACGGAGAGAUAGUUGUUGAAGAAAGAAAUGACAUUUUAGCAAAAGUUAUUACGAAAAAAGAGCAUGGUGGUUGUGUAAGAGCCUUUGGAUCAGGCAUAACAAAUAAGGAGUACUUUGGCUUCAAAAAACCAGCACCACCUAAAGAAUUACACUCUGUAAUCAAUCGUAUGAACACAAAAAUAAUGGGCAUGGAGAAAAAGCAGAAUUAUAUGAUGUCUUUUAUAAUGACGUGUUGUCAAUUGAAUCAGGAGCAAUUGUGUGACUUCAUGACAAAAUUUGGUGUUGUGUUGGCCAGGGAAUGGGUCGUGGUAAGGAUUUUGGGUCUGAUUCCCAUCUUAGUGAUUCUACUGGACAAAAAGAAAAAAGUGGUAAUGGCGGAAAAGGAUCGAGUUUUAUGCCAUUUGCAAGUUUAGGAGUUCAAGAUGUGCAAUUUGAACUUGUAAUUAGUAGUGGUGGUGACAUUGUUGACAAUGAAGCAACGAAAGAAUUUAUUACAAAUGAAGAGCAUGAUAAUAGUGAGGAGCAUGGAUUUGAAAAGGAACAGGUUCAUGAACAAGGUAUAAAAGAUCGUCAUACUAACAUUGAUGAUUGUGAACCAUAUGUUGUUCAAUUGCCUGAUUCCGAAGCGCAACCCACACCUUACAAUUUUCAAACUUCUCCUUUUAUUGAGGGAUGGAAUGAUUGUUACUUGGGGCUAGAAGGAGAUGAAGGGAUAGAUAUGGUUGCCAUGGCACAGGUUUAUAUACCGAAAGCAACAGAAAUUGUGAAGAAUCAUGGGGCCCCUAUGCCAAGUGGUCAUUAUCGAGUCAAUAUUCAGACGGAUAUCAAGCCUAGUGCACUUUUGCCAUAUCCUAAUGAGGAAAUGACACUAGUUUGUCUAGCUAAGAAAUCUUUUAUUCCUUGGCCGUGUCACUUCAUCUUCCCAUUUCCCAGUGAUGCAUAGAAGCAAGAUGCAAACAAUUCCAUCUCAGCAUCUCAAUAUUCACCUUCAUCCUAUUUUCAAACUAAGGACGCAGCUGCACAGCAAGAUGAUGGAAACAAACUCAUCUCACCAUAUCCGAAAUCACCUUCAUCAAUUUCAUCAUCAAAUCAGAAGUACCAAAUCACUGAUAAAGAUCGUGCCAAGCUGACCACAAACUUGGUAAAAAGUUUUAAAUUUGAAGCUUUAGCAAUGAGAAAAAGUGAAGAGCAAAUCGAUAUAGAAAUACCAGACUAUGUGUUCCGCAAUAAGCAUACUGUUGACAUUGAUUACAUAGACAUGCUUGAUUGGUGUUAUCAACGAGAAGUAGGAGUAGGGCACCUUUCAAAUUUUAUGAAGUAUUUGAGUGAAUCUUGUCAAGAAGAAGGUAUCUCCGGAAUGUAUGGUUUUUGUGAUGCUAAUAUGCUUUCUCCAUUAUCACCAAUAGAG